CGGCGCUUCGCCGAUUUGGUUGGGAAAGUGCGGUGGAGAGGCUCCGUCACAAUUUAGCCUUUCAAUGGCUCAAUACUGAAGGCUGAUUUGGCUACCUUAACUUACUUGUGCCGGGGCAGAUGAGGGGUACACACACCUGCUGGUCGGUGUAUGACGGCGGCUGAAUGGGCUGAGAUGAGACUUGGCUUUAUAAUAAUACCAAUAAAUCCGGCGAGUAGUCGGUUGAUGGGUUUACAUCUCUCUACCUGCGCUAUCAACCAUCAUCAUCAUGGAUUGGGAACCUCUCUCCUCGUGGCUCUUUUGCCUCGCUAGCCUCAUACUCUGUCUCUCCGAAAUAUACUUCGCGAUAAGGUCUUCAAAAGGAUCCAGCUUCCUCUCUCUCCCCAUGGUUACACUGUCCAAGUGCCACCAAAUCCUCGACGACUUUUACAAUGGCAAAUUCUACCGUCCCUGGGCCCCAGAGCCCAUCCUGGUCGAACCCACGAAGAAAAAGAUGACAGAGCUGAGCGAGGCACCGGUGCUCUCGCAGCGUGCCGUCUACGCCGAUAUGUUCAGCUUCAAACACACGAUCAAGGUCGCUCAUCAGUAUGAGAUCAAAACCAUGCGAACGCGAUCGCGGCUCUAUUCGCUGAUCCUAAAUGUACGCGGCCCUGCCCAGCUGGCCAAGUUGCACCCGUAUAUCCAAAAUCGGUUGGAGCGCUUCCUGGACAACGAGCUAUCGCCGGUCCGGGUAGAACCAGAUGGCUCCUUGUGUUUGCCGCUCGCACAGACAUGUCGUGUCAUGGCUUCGCGGAUGAUGGGCGUGAUUUUCUUUGGGGAGGAGCUGAUGUCCGAUCCUGCCUUCAGCAAGGCUGUAUAUGAUCACCCACAGCAGACCGUCAGAUGUAUGGCGCUCUUCCAACUGAUGCCGCGUGUUAUGUCCCCGCUCAUCCACUCCAUCGUAACCCGCCACGACGCAGCCAUGAAGCUAAUUCUAAGGCGCCUUAUUCCCGUCAUCGACAGCGAAACGAAGAAUUGGUCCGAGCCGGCCGGUUUAAAAGAGCUCACCCUCUUAGACAUCUUCACCAAAGAAACCCAUCCCACCCGCGACUACUGGACCCCCGAGACCCUCAUCCAAGCCCUAAUGGGCCUUCUCUUAGCAGCCUCGCACCAGCCAUGGGUCAAUCUAUACAUAUUCCUCUACCGACUCUGUGAAAACCCAGAGUGGCAGGACAUCUUACGAGAGGAGAUCCGCGCGGCGAAGACAACCCAGCCCCUUGACUACCACCGGUUGGACCAACUACCUCUCCUGGAUAGCUUCAUGCGGGAAACUGCGCGCUUGGUAUCAUUGGAUAAACUGAAUAUCCGUCGCAAGGCCCUGCAGGACUACACCUUCUCUGACAGAUCACCCCAUGUCCCAGCCGGAGCUACCGUCUGCGUGUCCUCUUACGAUGCAUCUCACAAUGCAGCCACGUACCCAGACCCGGAGGCUUUUGAUGGUCGUCGCUUCGUGGACGGGAAUCAUAACGAUUCUACGCAUCAGUACUCCGAUGUAUCCGAGCACUAUUUGAUUUGGGGAUAUGGGUCACUGGCAUGCCCCGGUCGCUUUCACGCCACCUUCGUGUUGAAACUGGCCUUGAUUAACCUCCUCCUACGGUACGAUAUCCGGCUGGACGACCCAAAGAUGCGCAGUCAUUGGAUGUAUGAAGCGUUCAGCAUGCCGUACGAGUCCACCAAAGUAGUACUCACACCACGAGGGACGGCGUAGAAGGAAGAACUGGAAUUCGCUUACCUGUGCAAGUUAAGCUAUAUCUUUUUUUCGGGCAUUCUUUUCGACUGCAUUUCGGCUUCUAGCAGACAAUUUUCAUGAUCUAUUUAUGUACGGGAAAACGAAUAAUUACGAUGGUACUUCAAUACAUUUUAUGCAGAAUUAUCCUAGCG
Aspergillus sclerotioniger CBS 115572 is the source of this 1920-nucleotide messenger RNA. Its product is annotated as cytochrome P450. The record is from RefSeq and is a predicted model, not a curated record. The transcript has 6 exons. Bases 269 to 1747 code for a protein of 492 amino acids. NCBI's taxonomy places the organism in Eukaryota, Fungi, Ascomycota, Eurotiomycetes, Eurotiales, Aspergillaceae. Gene Ontology annotation, molecular function: iron ion binding; oxidoreductase activity, acting on paired donors, with incorporation or reduction of molecular oxygen; monooxygenase activity.